Molecule: messenger RNA, 1026 nt
Organism: Momordica charantia (bitter melon)
Lineage: Eukaryota; Viridiplantae; Streptophyta; Magnoliopsida; Cucurbitales; Cucurbitaceae
Source: RefSeq, a predicted model, not a curated record
UCCCGAUCUGAAGCCCUAACCGCCAUUGAAGAGCUUCCAUUUCUGCUGAAAGAAGAGCGUAGUAGAGUGAGUACCAGAAGCUGAGAAGAAGACAAUGGCUACUGUAGACGAAACACCUUCAGCUAAGAGGUGGCUUCCUCUUGAAGCUAACCCCGAUGUUAUGAACCAGUUCCUUUGGGGUCUUGGCCUUCCAGUAGAUCAAGCAGAGUGCAAUGAUGUUUAUGGCUUGGAUGAAGAACUCUUGGAAAUGGUUCCAAAGCCUGUACUGGCGGUUCUGUUUCUUUAUCCCAUAACAAAAAAGAGUGAAAAAGAGAGACUGCAACAACAAGAAGAUGCAAAGAAGGAUCAUAGCAAUCAAGUAUACUUUAUGAAACAAACUGUUGGCAAUGCCUGUGGAACUAUUGGACUUCUUCAUGCCAUAGGGAACAUUACUUCAGAGAUCAAGCUUUCCGAGGGAUCAUUCUUGGAUGGCUUCUUCAAGUCUACCAGAAGCAUGGAUCCAAUGCAGGUUCUAUUUACAAACACAUUGUUAUAUUAUUCUUUGUUCAUGCCGUGUCUAUAUUUGGCUUCGCAGGCUUCGGAAAAUGUAGAUACACACUUUAUCUGCUUCACGUGUGUAGAUGGGAAACUUUAUGAGCUCGAUGGGAGAAAGUCGGGACCGAUAUCACAUGGUGCAACAUCACCCAGCAAUUUAUUAAAGGACGCAGCCCAAGUCAUAAAGGGAAUGAUCGCAAAAAAUCCCGAGUCGCUGAACUUUAAUGUCAUUGCCAUUUCAAAGAAGUCGGGGGACGCCUAGGAUCGAGCUGAUUUAGUCUUACAUCAAUGAUCAUGUCCAACUCCUAGUUAUUGCCUUGUAUACUCGUAUGUUAGGCUUCUGUUACCCAAAAUCAUGUGAAUCUAUAUGAUCUGUAUCCCUGAGUUACGACUUGCAUCAAACUAUCUUUUGUGGUUUACAAAUUUUGCUACUGACAAUAGAAAACAAACUAAAAGUAAGGUGAAAAUGGAGUUUUAAACUUUUAACUAAAA